Messenger RNA from Closterium sp. NIES-67, 2705 nucleotides. Lineage: Eukaryota; Viridiplantae; Streptophyta; Zygnematophyceae; Desmidiales; Closteriaceae. The record is from the annotation of a GenBank genome assembly.
UUGCUCCCUUUCUGACAGCAGCACCCUAACCUAAGCUUGUGCUAGUUCCGCUGCCAGCAAACCCUAGGUCAGGUGUCUGAGGUCAACAAUCCCAAUUGUGUCUGGAGUUGAGUUAUUUUCGAGGAAUGCUAUCUAGAGACGUUUGAUGCUCGUGCUUUGAAUGCUCCGGUAUUACAAACUCGUAGCGCUUUGGAGAUAGCACUCAGCGUGCCUCAGCGACUCUCUGAAUUGCGUCCCAAUUCCAUGCGGCUUCCAUUGUAUUUAGCUGACCUGAUGCCGAGUAGAUGAUUUGAUGCUGACCGUGCUGCUGGCAUGUGUUCGAAUCCGGCACCUAGAGUAGUCCGUUGAGUGCUACGGCGUAAUAGGCUGGUUCUAUGGGCUGUGCGGGAUCGAAGCCCAAGGACGAUACGCCUCCUCCCCGGCGGAGAGAUGCAACAGAGGAGGCCGUUCCCGCGCCGAAAGUUGCGCCGGACGAUUUUUCAGAUAAUGGACCGUUGCUAGCUCAGAGCCCGAAGAUUAAAGCCCAAAGCGGCCUAUCAGAACCCUGUAGAUCUGACAAGUCCUCAACGGCAGCACCGACAGACCAGUUGCUAUCACGAGACGAUGGACCAGCAGCAGACUCCCAGCGGUCAAAUCCACCGACACAGGGGGUUACCGGGUUACCACCAGGCGCACCAACCGGGUUACAUGGGUUACCAGGUACACACGCGCAGGAGCGGCCACCGUCUCAAAGCGAGUUGCCAGCAGUAGUGCCGUCACCGGGACCCACGGGAGCGCGGAUUGCGGCGCAGACGUUCACGUUCCGAGAGCUGGAGCGAGCGACGGGCGGAUUUUCCGAGAAGAACUUCAUUGGAGAGGGCGGGUUUGGCCGCGUGUACAAAGGCUGGCUGGAGUCUACAGGGCAGGUGGUAGCAGUGAAGCAGUUGGACCGGAACGGAGUGCAGGGCAACCGGGAGUUUCUGGUGGAGGUGCUCAUGCUCAGCCUGCUGCAUCAUCCGAAUCUUGUGAACCUCAUUGGGUACUGCGCGGACGGCGAUCAACGGCUGCUGGUGUACGAGUUCAUGCCACGUGGCGCGCUGGAGGACCAUCUGCAUGACAUCCCUGAGGGCAAGGCGUCCCUAGACUGGAACAUCCGCAUGCGCGUGGCGGCGGGGGCGGCCAAGGGCCUGGAGUACCUGCACGAGGAGGCGAGUCCGCCGGUGAUCUACCGCGACUUCAAGUCCUCCAACAUCCUGCUCGACGACCACUGGCAUCCCAAACUCUCUGACUUCGGGCUGGCGAAACUCGGGCCCGUGGGGGACAAGACGCACGUUUCGACUAGGGUGAUGGGGACGUAUGGGUACUGCGCGCCCGAGUAUGCUAUGACGGGGCAGCUGACGGUUAAGAGCGAUGUGUAUAGUUUCGGAGUGGUGCUGCUGGAGCUGAUUACCGGGCGGAAGGCGAUUGACAGCUCGAGGCCGCAUGGAGAGCACAACCUCGUUGCUUGGGCACGGCCUCUCUUCAAGGACCGGCGGAAGUUUCCAGCCAUGGCGGACCCCCUGCUGCAGGGCCGCUACCCCAUGCGCGGGCUGUACCAGGCGCUGGCUGUGGCCGCCAUGUGCCUGCAGGAGCAGGCGAGCCAGCGGCCCAUGAUCCACGACGUGGUUACCGCACUCAACUACUUAUCGUCGCAGGCAUAUGACCCCAUAAACAACCCCCAACCAAGCACGCCUGGGAGAUACACGCCCGGCACCACCCCUCUACACGAGAAGAAAGGCUCCCGCUCCCCCCGUGUCCGCAACCUGCAAUCCCCUCGAGAUUCUCCCCAGCAGCAGCAGAGACAGGGCGGGUCCCAGGGAGGCAACCACCACCACCAGCAUCGGUCUAGAGGGGAGAGGGACAGAGAGCGAGGGAGGGAGCGAGAGGGGGAUGAGAGAGGGAGGCAGCAGCAGGGGCAGCAGCAGAGGGGGGAGCGGCAAGGGAGGGGGUAUCGUGAGAGCCCAGGGAGAGCAGGCAGCAGGGGAAGCGGGGGGGGAGAGAGCCCCGGGCAAAGGGUGACACCUAGGGGAAGCAGUAGUAUUGGGGGAGGGGGAGGAGGGGGAGGUGGAGGAGGGGAGCAUCAGAGCAGAGGGUCAUCCGGACGAGGGUUGGUGAGUCCGGGAAGGUCGGAUUCAGGCAAGGAGAGACGGGCAGGGGGAGGAGGAGGUGUAGGGCAGCAGAAUGGGCUCGGAGAGGCGAAUUGGGCCUAGUGCUUGAGCUGCUGACUCGAGGAGAAAGAGGAGGAUGUAAGGGUCGUAGAGGGUCGACGGCAGCAGCAGCAGCAGCAGCAGCAGCGGCAGUACAGGGGUUGAGGAUCAGGACUGGGUGGAAUCAGCUGGAGAGCUUGUGAGCUCGGGUUUUGAAGUGUCAUGAACCGUGUAUGGCUAUGUGGCGAGGGACUGUGGAUGUGGCAAGAGUGAAUGUGUGUGAGAGCAUGGGGUGAGGUGACGCGAUGGAAGAUCGGUGCAUCAAGGUGGUUUGGAUAUGAUUGCAACUGUAAUUGGCCUUUGAGCUCGAAGGUGGAAAGCGUAACGCCCAGGUUGGGAAAUGUGGGCAAGAGAUGUGCUUUGCUUGCAAUGUUUUUCCAUGUGCUAACAUUUGCCUUUUCCUCCGUUUUUAUUAGUUAUGUAAGGAACGUGCAAUAUGUUUGAUAUGUAACAGUGUAGUCUUAUAAUGGAGUCGUAUGG